AUGGAUAAUAAAUUCCAGAAUGAAUUAGAUUUACUACAUGAAAUGUUUCCAGGUGAAUUUGAUAUCACCAAUAACAUAGACCACCAUAUAGUCAAUUUUGUAAUAACACCUGGCAUAGGAUUUAAUAAGACAAUGAAUAAAUUUAUACAAUUCAAUUUAAAAGUGGUAUUCACUUCAAAGUAUCCAGUAGAAUCACCAAUAGUCAGCAUAGAAUGUGUUCAUGGUUUAAAGGAAAAGGAUACAGGGAAAUUGUUGUCUCUUUUAAAAGAAUUAAUUAUGGAAAGAAAAGGUGAUCCAGUACUUUUUGAUCUUGUGGAUUUUUGUCGAGAGUAUAUUGCUUCAAACAUUCCAACUGUUGAAUGUGCAAUAUGCUUACAGCAUUUCCGUAAUGAAAUCGAUGUUUACUGUACUCCAAAUUUUCAUUAUUUUCAUACGCAUUGUAUUGGAGAGUAUAUGGGUCAAAGGCAGGCAGAUUAUGAAGAAGAACGUAGAGAAAUGCUGACAAAAUGCCCAUACAAUGAAUUUCCUCUACUUCAAAUACCAUGUCCUUUAUGUCGUAGUGAAUACUUACCGUUCAAUGAAGAUCUUGUCAAAUUAUCACAUUCGAGGAAACCAUGCUGA
Messenger RNA from Trichobilharzia regenti, 621 nucleotides. NCBI's taxonomy places the organism in Eukaryota, Metazoa, Platyhelminthes, Trematoda, Strigeidida, Schistosomatidae. The record is from the annotation of a GenBank genome assembly.